AUGGCAGACCGUCAGGUUACCCAGCAGACUAUCCUCAGUCAUCUCGCCAAGCUCGAUGACCCGGAUGCCGAUCUUCGAUACAUGUCCCUCAAUGACCUGUUCACCAUUCUGAGCAGUCCAAGCUCGAGCUUCCUUGCCAGCGACAACCGUUCCUCAAACAAGCUUGCGGAAGGCCUUCUCAAGGCUCUGGAUGACCAACAUGGGGACGUGCAAAACCAAGCCCUGAAAUGUCUCGGCCCCCUGGCUGUCCGACUUCCCUUCGAGUCACUUGUCCCCCUCCUUGAGAAACUGAGCAACCUGACUACCUCGCAAACCAUCGACACCUCGGUCCCCAAUACCGCCAUUCGCACCAUCGUUGACACCCUUCCUCGGCCUCAAGCUGGCCAGCCCGCUCCGCAAAAUGCCGUCACGGCUUAUCAGGCCGUCUCCAAGGUGUUGAUUCCGAGACUUACCGGACCAACCCAGUCUGCAUCUGGUAGAAGAGGCUCUGUCGUGCGGGGGAUGCUGGAGAAGGAUCCUUCCAAGGGUUUCAGCAGCGAUGCCAUUGAUGUACUCAUCAAGGUCGUGACAUGCUUUGGGCCCCUCCUUUCCGAGUCGGAGUUGGUUGCUUUGCAGGAACCAGUCAUGGCUAUCAUCCAUAACGAUACCGCCGGUACUGUGGUCACCAAGCGUGCUUUGGCUGCCAUCUCGGCCCUGGUCCUCUACUUCUCUGAUAACCAGCUCAAUGCCUUCGUGAAGCGGCUGACAGAGACGUUGUCCUCACCAAAUAUCUCAACUGUACACCGACGACACUUGAUUGCUGCUAUUGGCGUGAUUGCUCGCAGCGCUCCGGCCAAGCUUGGCCCUCAUCUGAACAGCCUUGCGCCCUUCGUUUUCUCUGCUGUGGGGGAGGACAAUCUCGUGCAGGCAAACUGA
Penicillium cataractarum is the source of this 915-nucleotide messenger RNA. RefSeq lists its product as uncharacterized. The record is from RefSeq and is a predicted model, not a curated record. Gene Ontology annotation, biological process: SCF complex assembly; protein ubiquitination. The coding region runs from base 1 to 915 and encodes 304 amino acids. Gene Ontology annotation, cellular component: nucleus. NCBI's taxonomy places the organism in Eukaryota, Fungi, Ascomycota, Eurotiomycetes, Eurotiales, Aspergillaceae. The transcript has 2 exons.